Linum trigynum is the source of this 1065-nucleotide messenger RNA. NCBI's taxonomy places the organism in Eukaryota, Viridiplantae, Streptophyta, Magnoliopsida, Malpighiales, Linaceae. The record is from the annotation of a GenBank genome assembly.
AUGACAUGGUGCAACGAUAAUCCGUCGUCUGCACUCGCGGCAGCAGUAGCAGCAGCAGAGGAGCAAGCUGAAAGAGCCUUUCCUCCCGCCGGCGCCGCCGACGGCGUAAUUGUUCGGUUAGGCAACGAAUUUGGCGGGAACAAGUGCCCGUCGUGCGGCCACGACAUGGAAUCGUCCUUCCAGGAUCCGGGCGGCGGCGGCGGCGGGAUCCAGGAUCUGCCGGGGCUGCCGGCGGGGAUGAAGUUUGAUCCGACUGACCAAGAGAUAUUGGGACAUUUGGAGGCGAAAGUUAUGUCCGAUUCCCGCAAAAUCCACCCGCUCAUCGACGAGUUCAUCCCCACCAUCGACGGCGAGAACGGGAUCUGCUACACACAUCCUGAGAAGCUACCAGGAGUCUCAAAUGAUGGCCAAAUCCGGCACUUCUUCCACAGGCCAUCCAAGGCGUACACGACGGGGACAAGGAAGCGGAGGAAGGUGCACACGGAAGAAGACGGGAGCGAGACCAGAUGGCACAAGACAGGCAAAACCAGGCCUGUUCUCGUCGGCGGCGCGACCAAAGGAUUCAAGAAGAUACUAGUACUCUACACCAACUACGGCAGGCAAAGGAAGCCAGAGAAGACCAACUGGGUAAUGCACCAAUACCACCUCGGCAACAAUGAAGAGGAGAAAGAUGGAGAGCUGGUCGUGUCAAAAGUGUUCUACCAAACACAGCCUCGACAAUGUGGUGGUGGUGGGGUUGGAUCCAGCUCCAUCAAGGAUUCCUUUGACAGGAAUCAUCCAAGUGGUAACAGUAACGUUGAAGGUAACAGAAAUAUGAUUAUCAGUACCGGUGCUAAUACAGUAACAGCAACAGCAAUUACUAGUAGUAGUACACUAGUUGAUUACUACAGCCCAACUUUCAUGGGUUAUGAUCAUGAGAAUAGUAUCAGUGAUCAUCAGGGGAGCCACAUUAACAGAGAAAGCCCACCUCAGUUGAUUCCAAAUUUGGUGGUUCAUCAAGGUGAUGGGUCUUCCUAUAUUCGACUUGCUGGUGAUACAAGCAAAGGAAAGCUUCAAAGGAAAUGA